ACACUGUUGUACUUACCAAAAAAAAAAAAAAAAAGAGGUUACACUGUUGACCCUAUCAUGAACUAGUGGUCUCUCUCUCUUUUGGUUGACUCAGAGAUGAUGGAAAUGGCAAUGAAGAAACUAGAGGGCAAAGUAGCCAUAAUCACCGGCGGAGCGAGCGGCAUCGGUGAGGAAACGGCCCGUCUUUUUGCUGAUCACGGUGCACGCGCGGUUGUGAUCGCCGACAUCCAAGACGAACGAGGCCAGCAUGUGGUGGAGUCCAUUGGCCCAAAAUGCACCUACGUCCACUGCGAUGUAAGGUAUGAAGACCAAGUCAAGGACAUGGUGGAAUCAACGGUCCAGAUUCACGGUCAGCUCGACAUCAUGUUUAGCAACGCAGGCAUCAUCAGUCCCUCUGAACAGACCGUUAUCGAUCUUGACUUAUCGGAAUUCGACCGCCUCUUUGCAGUCAAUGUGCGCGGCAUGGCUGCCUGUGUGAAGCACGCGGCGCGUGUAAUGGUGGAGCGGCGCGUGCGGGGCAGUAUUGUGUGCACGGCGAGCGUGGCUGGUAGUAGAGGUCAGAAGAAACGGACAGAUUACUGCAUGUCAAAGCACGCGGUGGUUGGGCUGGUCCGGUCAGCAAGCCGGCAGCUUGGGGAGCACGGAAUAAAAGUGAACAGUGUGUCGCCGGGUGGGGUGGGGACACCCCUGACGUGCAAGAUUUACCAGAAGGAGGUGGAAGAGGUAGAGAAGAUUUAUGAACCUCAUUCGAGCUUGAAAGGGAUUACACUGAAAGUGAAACAUGUUGCUGAAGCAGUGUUGUUCCUUGCCUCCAAUGACUCCGCAUUCAUCUCCGGGCACGACCUCAUCGUCGACGGCGUUCAAGUGGGUGGGUAAUUGGUUACUUCGUAGAUCAUAUGGGUCUUAGUCUCACAUUAUAUUUGUAUCACCGUGUAUUUUUUCUUCGUAUUUUGCAUUAUUUAUUCGAGUGAAGUUACCCGAUUAUAAGUUGUUGAUAUAAUAAAUCUACAACUUAUUCGAUGUUGGUAAUUUUUCAUUAAUUUAAGGUAUUAUUGUCACUUUUAAUUGUACUA
Messenger RNA from Cornus florida, 1073 nucleotides. Its product is annotated as (+)-cis,trans-nepetalactol synthase NEPS1-like. Lineage: Eukaryota; Viridiplantae; Streptophyta; Magnoliopsida; Cornales; Cornaceae. The transcript has a single exon. The record is from RefSeq and is a predicted model, not a curated record. Gene Ontology annotation, molecular function: oxidoreductase activity. Bases 97 to 876 code for a protein of 259 amino acids.